UAGCUAGUAGCUUGCUACGAGUAUCUAGCGCUAGCAAGCUAGAUACUAGUGCCUUCUAGCUCCUUCUAGAUCAUAAGCUCACAAAGAUAUAUAUAGCUGCGUCUGCCUUGCCUGCAUCUGCAUCUGCAUCUGCAUGCAUGCGAGCUGACCCCUCCUCCUAGCUAGCUAGCAAUACCGAAUUAGCUAGCAUCGUAUGGAGGAUGACAAGAAGGAGGGCAAGUACCGCGGCGUGCGGAAGAGGCCGUGGGGCAAGUUCGCGGCGGAGAUCCGGGACCCGGAGCGCGGCGGCUCCCGCGUUUGGCUCGGCACGUUCGACACCGCCGAGGAGGCCGCGCGCGCCUACGACCGUGCCGCAUUCGCGCAGAAGGGCGCCACCGCCGUGCUCAACUUCCCCGGCGAGGCUGGCAGGAUGAGUGGCGGUGGCGGGUCGUCUUCCUCGUCGGGCGCCGCCACCGCUGCCGCGAGCAGGCGCGUCCCCGACACGGAGAAGGUGGAGCUGGAGUACCUCGACGACAGGGUCUUGGACGAGCUCCUCGCGGAGGAGUACUACAGCAGCAAGAAGUAGUGGUUCGAAUCGUCGCCGUCGAUCGAACGCACGCACGCACACCGGAAAGAAGAAUAAGCUACGUACUGCUAAAGCUGCUUGGAGUGAAGGAGGAGAAUGGUCUUCGUUGGUUUGGUCGGUGGGUGUAGUGCAUGGCAAGAUUAGUCGUCAUGGCUUGCAUGGACACACUCGCACACGUGUACACCAAACCACUGACACGUACUACGUCCUCUGUCCUGGCCAGCUUUAAUUUGUUACCGCCCA
This is a messenger RNA of Hordeum vulgare subsp. vulgare (domesticated barley), 808 nucleotides long. RefSeq names its product ethylene-responsive transcription factor ERF096-like. The record is from RefSeq and is a predicted model, not a curated record. Gene Ontology annotation, molecular function: DNA binding; DNA-binding transcription factor activity. Gene Ontology annotation, biological process: ethylene-activated signaling pathway; regulation of DNA-templated transcription. The coding region runs from base 194 to 565 and encodes 123 amino acids. The transcript has a single exon. NCBI's taxonomy places the organism in Eukaryota, Viridiplantae, Streptophyta, Magnoliopsida, Poales, Poaceae.